AUGAAGUGUGCCCUUCAUCCUCACAGUGAUAUUGACACCUAUCUACCAAGGCAAACAGUGGCCUAUGGAUCUUAUUUUGAUCGUAUUAGUGAAUGGAGCAAGCACCUUGAUGACAGCAAUAUAUUUUUUAUUACCUAUGAGGAGAUAAAAGAGAAUCCAGCCUCAGCAGUGAAAAAAAUAGCCGAAUUCUUUGAUUUUUCUGUGACUGAAGAAAAGAUUGAGACCAUUGUAAAGGAAACAAGUUUUGAAAGCAUGAAAGAUAAUUCAGGAACCUAUGGAAAAGUGGGCCAGAUACUUUUCCGCAAAGGCAUAGUAGGUGAUUGGACAUCUGCCUUCUCAGAAAGCCAGAGUGAAAGAAUGGACAGAAAAUUUGAGGAGAGUGUAGCAAAAACUAAGCUUGGAAUGAUGUUGAAAUAUGAGCUGUACUGCAAAAACUGAAGAGGCCAUCAGUGCUACAAAUCUCUC
This is a messenger RNA of Protobothrops mucrosquamatus (brown spotted pit viper), 465 nucleotides long. Its product is annotated as sulfotransferase 6B1-like. Bases 1 to 438 code for a protein of 145 amino acids. Gene Ontology annotation, cellular component: cytoplasm. Gene Ontology annotation, biological process: sulfation. The record is from RefSeq and is a predicted model, not a curated record. The transcript is spliced from 4 exons. Gene Ontology annotation, molecular function: sulfotransferase activity. NCBI's taxonomy places the organism in Eukaryota, Metazoa, Chordata, Lepidosauria, Squamata, Viperidae.